AGCACUUUCUAAUCCACAACAUCAAUCCCUGUUGUCUGGGUCUUGACUGUAACCAUCAGCUGGACAGAACAGCAGUUUGUCCAGUUUACAAUCAUCCAGACCAGAACAGACCAGAGCUGAUCAGAGAGGAUGGCUUCACCUCAGAAAGGAGACCUGUCAGCAUCUGAGAGGAAGAUCCUGCAAGUUAUUGCUGCUGGGGAUGUACAGGAGGCUGCCCAGCUGCUUGCUAGCAACGAAGUACGAGUCAACUGUUUGGAUGAGUAUGGCAUGACUCCACUGAUGCAUGCAGCCUAUAAGGGCAAGGCAGAUAUGUGUCAUCUGCUGCUUCAGCAUGGGGCCGAUGUCAACUGCAACCAGCAUGAAUACGGAUACACUGCUCUCAUGUUUGCUGGCCUGUCAGGGAAGACAGACAUCACUUCCAUGAUGCUGGACGCAGGAGCAGAGACAGAUCUAGUGAACUCUGUGGGUCGCACUGCUGCUCAGAUGGCAGCAUUUGUAGGUCAGCAUGACUGUGUAACAGUGAUCAAUAACUUCUUCUCACGGGCGAGGCUUGAGUACUACACCAGACCACAGGGGCUGGAGAGGGAGCCCAAGUUGCCCCCCAGGCUGGCAGGACCCCUGCACAAGAUCAUCAUGACCACCAACCUUAACCCGGUCAAGAUAGUCAUGCUGGUGAAGGAGAACCCUGUGCUGGUGGAUGUGGCGGCCCUGGAGAAGUGUUACCAGGUGAUGGACUUGCUAUGUGAGCAGUGUGUGAAGCAACAAGACAUGAACGAGGUUCUGGCCAUGAAGAUGCACUACAUCAGCUGUGUGCUGCAGAAAUGCUUGGCCUUCCUACAAAAACGAGACGACAAGCUGGACGCACUUGUCAAGAGUCUGUUGAAGGGCAGAGACAGUGAUGGCUUCCCACAGUACCAGGAGAAGUUCAUUCGUGAUUGCAUCAGGAAGUUUCCUUAUUGUGAGGCCACACUGCUUCAGCAGCUGGUGAGGAGCAUUGCACCGGUAGAGAUUGGCAACGACCCAACAGCGUUCUCCGUGUUGACCCAGGCCCUGACUGGUCAGAUGGCGUUUGUAGAUGCUGACUACUGUGCUACAUGUGGGGAGAAGGGAGCAGACAAGAGGUGCUCCCUCUGUAAAGCAGUGACUUACUGCAGCUUGACAUGCCAAAAGCUCCACUGGUUCACUCAUAAAAGGAUGUGCAGGUCUAUGCAGGAACAGGAUGCUGAUCUGGAUAAAGACACUCCAAGGUUCAAAGAAUUGAAAGAUGAUGAAAGUGACCUGGUGAUGGAGACGGCCAACUUCCUACAGGAGCUGUGUCUGCGGGCAGAGGAGAAGGUGGCCGCUGCUGGAGGCUGCCCCGCAGAGCUGCUGGCUUGUCCCUCCACCUCUGCCGAGGCACCACCCUUCACCCAAGACUGAGGAGGAAUAGCUGACUAAGGAUGUUGAGCUUUUUGUGAAUCCUCACAAAAGUUACAUAUGGAGAGGCGUGGCUGAACAGAGGCCACGUCAACGCGGUUAAUCCUGUUUGCAUAUUUCACACCUACCCUUGUAGUUUUAGAUAAUCAGUGAUACAGAAGCCUCUCAAGGUAACUUAUCAUACUGGCAGCUAAUUAUUAAAGUGCCCUAUGUUUAAGUGUGUAACUCUAUUUCUGUAUGUAUAUUUUCUUCACGUUCUAUCAAGUUUUUAGCAGGAUACCUCAAAACAUUGGUAAUGAUUUUGCAUGCAGACCUGGGGAAUGCUGGUCAAAACAAGAGAUUAAUAUGAAUAUACUCAGCUGACGUUAGACUGGGGUCCUUUGUUGUCGUUCCCUUCUUCAUUUCCUGUGAAUUACUAUGACUGUCGUUAUCUGAUAAGGGCAUAAAAAAAUAAUGAAUACAAGAGGUGUUGUUCAUAUAUACUAUCCUAUUGCCACAUAAGACCAGUGAUAUUGAACGAUUCUUCAAAACUCAGAUCAAUGACGACAUUUAUCAGCGAUCAACUUUUGUUGUGAAUGUUAUGGAACUGGUGUUUCGUGACUGUUAAGUUGCCUUGGUGAUAACUUUAUCUCUACUGGGGAGAAUGGAUGAUUUUGCACUGUUAACAGACGGGUAACAGUGUUAAAGCUGCAGUAGGUAACUUUUAUAUAAAUAACUCUUAGUCAUAUUUGCUGAAAUUUUCAGUGUUCUGACAGUAGUACAUAAGACAGAUAAUCUGCGACACAAUCUGGUUCCUCUGGCUCCUCCUAGUGCUCCUAAUGGCAUUUGCAAGAAUCCACCAGGCCCAGAAGAAAACAACCAAUCAGAGCCAAGAAAGAUAGAAAGAAGCUUUGGAUUGGAAGCUUGAAGAUUGUUUAUUGUUGAGUCUCAUUCUCAGAGUAUUUGGUAUUUGCCACCCUGGGACUAAGCCUCAACAAUCAACUAUCUUUCUUGGCUCAAAAUGAUCGUUUUUGUUCAGGUCCGGUGGAUUCUUGCAAAUGCCAUUAGGAGCACUAGGAGGAGCCAGAGGAAUCUGAUUUUGUCACAGGUUAUCUGUCUCAUGUACUACUAUCAGGAUAUAGUGAAAGUGUCAGCAGUUAUGACAAAGAAGUAUUUUUAUAAAAAUGACCUACAGCAGCUUUAAAUAAAUGUAAAUGUGUUGCACCACAGAAACACCAGGGAGGCCUAGUACAGUCAGGUGGGACAGCUGCUCUGGGCCAUCAGGGGCCUCAAAUCCAUAGUUCUCAGAGCCAGUAACGGGCUGGUUCCUGAUCUGUAGGUUAAAGGCUGCAACUUGUGAGUGCCAUUUUCAGUCCAGUGCAUAGUGAUAACCUCUAGUCAAAUCAAAUUUUCUUUUGUGCAUCCUUUAUUUCCAUUAUUGUCAAAGAUUGUACACCAGUUUGACUCUACGUGCAACAUAUGUCAGGUUGUGUACUGCAGUGUACAUUGUUGUUUUUAGGUGUCCCUAUACUGCGUCCCUGCAUAUAUCAUGAAGUAGUCCAGUCUUUAGUCUGGUUAGAAUAUAAAGCUGCAUGUUGUUUGUUGUAGCCAGUCACAUCAAAGAAAAACACACAUUUCAGUUCUGUAUGUAGGAGCUGACUCAGCUUUAUACAAAUGCAGUUUGUAAUUGUAUUCAUGAAAAAAACAUAAAUACUUGACUGUUUCCUGCAGUUUCCUGAACCAAACUGUAAAACUACAGUUGUGUCAUGGAUGCAGUAUUUCAUAAUGUAAACAUAACUGUGCUCUUUGUGCGGGCUGUAUUUAACAAAGUGAUGCGUAUUUUAUCUUUUUAGAUAAAUGUUUUUUGGUUGUCAUCUGCCUUAUCUUUUUAAAUUAAUAAAGUUUGUCUUCAUCAGAGGGACCGGGUAAAGUUAUUUUUACAGCUACAAUGACAUGCAGAUAUUCAUAAUACAGGCAACAAGUCAUUAUACUGUUAGGCCUUCAAAAGGCAAUCACAAGACAAAGCAAAGGUUGCUAAUUAAAGCUGCAGGUAGUAAUUUUUUUCAAAAUAAAAAGAAGCUUUUGUUCACAUUCAUAAA
Dicentrarchus labrax (European seabass) is the source of this 3494-nucleotide messenger RNA. Its product is annotated as ankyrin repeat and MYND domain-containing protein 2-like. The coding region runs from base 130 to 1419 and encodes 429 amino acids. NCBI's taxonomy places the organism in Eukaryota, Metazoa, Chordata, Actinopteri, Moronidae. Gene Ontology annotation, biological process: regulation of smoothened signaling pathway. The record is from RefSeq and is a predicted model, not a curated record. The transcript is spliced from 11 exons. Gene Ontology annotation, molecular function: protein binding.